UUGAUUAUUUUAUACUUUCAAAUUUCGCGCCACUAAUGUACCAUCGACAUUACCACUUCGAAAAUAAGUGCAAUGACAGUACGCAGCACAAUUAGCUGUCAUGCGCGUCUUGCCGUCAUCUGUCACCGACGACAUCACGGUCAACUGCCAUUCGAAAAUUAUCGCUGCUACGAAAAGCAUCGCGCGCGCGUUUCGAACGAAAACCCACAUCAUUCUAGCAAGAAUCCCUGGAUCCAGGAGGAAAUUCAGCGAGUGCAAGGGGCAGAAAUAAGGUACGUGUACGUGCAUUAUAGCUGUCAUUGCCUAUUUCAAAGUGAAACCUCGUGAUCGUGGAUCUCAACCGAUCUAAUUUCCCAAUGUAGCCGGGCCACCAAGCUGCAAGUAGCUACAUUAUCUGGUGCCGAAACCCGGGACUUUCCACCUAUUUUAUAGCAAUCAAUUUGUGUAUGGUAUUUCUGGUUAAUUGUAAUUCGUAACGUCGUAACUUAGGUCAUUUAAAUCGACACAUUCAUAGUUCUCGCGGUCUAAGUUGCUCCAUUCUUACUCAAUUGCCUAAUAUCGCUAGUACCUACAUAGAUUGAACCAACUCGAACAGGGAUUCUAUCGUAUUGAACGUAAAAGUAUUGAAUUACCUACUCAAGUUCAAAUAAACAAUCACUCCAACAUAUCGGUGUUUAUUUUCUAAACGGCUUUCAGUAAUUCAAUCUUUUAACUCGUUAAAUUAAUGAUUCCAUCGUAAUAACAUACCUGAUGUUAACGUAUUUGAAUGUUUUAGGACCUACUUAUUUAAGUUUUACAUUAUAGAACUGUAUUUUAUAUUAUCAAAAUAACCGGGUAGGUUGAACGUUUUUAAUCAACCUUACAUUUACCGAUCGACCUUAUUUCUAAUAGGAUAAAGUCCAUUUUCUGUGUUCAGCUAGGUCUUCGAUAAGUUAUUGCAGUGUGUACGGUUCACCCCACAAGUAUACGCGUAACUUACAUACGUUUUCAUACAUUGGUGUAACAAAACUUGUGUGCUGCUUCGUACGCAUACUGAAUUUAAUCCGGUACAGUUCACCCCACAAGUAGACGCGCAGUUCCCAUAUAGUUUCAUACAUUGGUGUGACAAAACUUGUGUGAUGCUCUGUACUUCACACCGAGUUUAAUGAGUUUUAAAAACUGGUAACGUACCUAUUUAGUUUUAAAUCGAAUUGAACACUAUUCUAUCGCGUUGUUUACGUUAUAUUAAGGCUUAGUAUAUUCUUACAACAUGUCUCUUGUAAAAAAGCAUUCCACUCGUAAAUCAAGCAUUCUUAAGAAGUCGCGAUCGAAAUCUCAGGACGCUGAGUACACGAUACAUGAUUUAUCAUCAUUACGGAGGCAACGUACGAUCGCUUAUAAACGGAUGGGUAAGGCCUUAGAGGUCGGGAACGCAGCUGUAAAUGAUCACUCUCAGCGAGAAAUGUUUUUCUCAUAUCAUCAAGACAUUAAGAAAAUCGCUUCUAAUUUUGAAGACGCGCACUUCACGAUUUUGGAAAUUCUAGACGAUGCGGAGAACGAUGAUACUGGAAUGCAAGAACGUUUUGACGAAAUGUAUUAUAAGGUAAUAUCCAUUUAUCGCAGUUUAACAAGAAAUGAAUCGUGUACACCUCAGCCGCAAUGUAGUUCGAUGUCGAAUGUUCGGUUACCGAAAAUACAGCUACCUACUUUCACUGGAGAAAUUAAACGUUUUCCUGAAUAUUUCGAUACUUUUAAUGCCUUGAUACAUAAUUCGACUUCUCUUAGCGACACUGAGAAAUUUCAUUAUCUAAUUUCUUCUCUCAGUGGUGAUGCAUUAACGGUCGUGAAAACUUUUCCACUAAGCAGCGAAUAUUAUCGCGAUGCGUAUGCUGCGCUUAUCGCACGCUAUAAAUGUAAGCGGGAACUCGCUUUCACGUGUUGGAAGGAGAUGCUAAAUAUGAACUUCAAUGUGAAGGAUGGUCACGAGUUCCGGAAGUCACUAGACUUAUUCGAAGAGAAUUUAUGUAUUUUAAAGUCUGUGGAUUUACCAGUUAAUCAUUGGGAUUUUGUGUUAGUGUAUAAUAUUUUAUCGAAAUUAGACACAAACUUGCGCCGUGAUUUUGAAGAGAAGCAUUCAGACACCGAACUGCCCUCUUAUUCACAACUCAAAGAAUUCUUACAUUCUAAAUGUGAAGCUCUGUUACGCGAUACACACUUUACCGAGCAAGCUAAACAAAAUAAGCCUACACAAAAGAUUUCUUUUCAACCUUCUCAAUCUAAGCGUGUAACUACAUCGCAUGUUCUAAUAGCUGCGGAUGAGAGUCAACCCGAAGUGCAUAGUUCGAUAGCUGCGACACGUUCUGUGACCUGCUCCUUUUGUAACGAAUCACACAGCAUUUCAUCAUGUCCAGAGUUCCUAAAAAAAUCACUUGACGAACGGAUGAAAAUAGCAACUGAAAAAAACUGGUGUUUUAAUUGCUUAAAAUCGUCUCAUCAGUUAAAGAACUGCAACAGUAUUUUUUCUUGCCGUACCUGUAAGCGAAAGCACCAUUCUUUGCUUCAUCGACACCCAUCAAGUGAACCUAGUGAAACCACGUCGGCGUUAGUUUCAAGGUCACCAUUAAACACAACUGUGCUGUUAGCGACUGCUAUUGUGCAGGUCAGAGAUGCAUCAGGAAGCAUGCAAUCUUUCCGUGCGUUGUUUGAUACUGGUAGCCAAAGCAACUUUAUAACCGAAUCGGCAGUUAAACGCUUAAACCUAAAACCAUCACAGACAGCCGCAAGUGUUAGCGGACUUGGCGAAACAGCCGCUUCAAUCCUAGGAGAUAUCACUUGUAGCAUCGGUGCUAAUGAUAAAACAUUAUUUGAAUUAGAUUUGCACGUGUUGUCGAAGAUAUGUGGCGACCAACCUAUAUCGAAUUUAAGCACAUCAGGAUGGUCACAUAUUAAAACGUUGCCAUUGGCCGAUCCUGGUUUCGAUAUUCCUGGACCAAUCGAUAUUCUGUUCGCCGCGGAUGUCUUCGCUGAAUCGUUGCUGAACGAACACAUAAAAGGAAAUUCAAAUCAACCUACUGCCUUCAAAUCCAUUUUCGGUUGGCUUCUUUUAGGAAAAACGCGCUUAGCAUCGACCACGCUAUUAAAAACAUUCGAAUCAGACACUGAAUUAAACUCAUUAGUGCAGCGUUUUUGGGAUCUAGAGUCCUUACCAAAGGCUCGACUGCUCACUCCCGACGAAUCUUUGUGUGAGCAGAAAUUUAUUUCUGAUCACUCGCGUGACAAUAGUGGACGAUACAUAUUACGCUUACCGUUUAAGGAAGACUCGGAGCCUACAUUUGUUGGAUCACGUGAAGUUGCCCUUCGACGAUUUCACGCGAUAGAACGUAGACUAUCGCGGGAUCCAAGCUUAUACAAGCAAUAUGCAGAUUUCAUGUCUGAUUAUAUCAAGGCUGGACACAUGUCGUUAGUUCCCAGUGAUGAAAUGGAAAAGGGAAAAUAUUACAUUCCUCACCAUUGCGUUUUGCGCCCUGAAUCUACCACCACUCGCUUGCGCGUCGUAUUUGACGCGUCCGCCAAGGAUCUCAAUUCACGUUCGUUAAACGAUACACAGCUGAUCGGCCCGAAAUUGCAACCCAAUAUCGCUGAAAUUCUCCUGCACUUUCGGGAACAUAACAUAGUUUUCAUGGCUGACGUCCGUCAAAUGUACCGGCAAAUUUUGAUUUCUCCAGAUCAUCGCGACUACCAACGCAUCUUUUGGAGAGCCUCGCCCCACGAAGCUCUCAAGGAAUAUCGGCUCAAUACUGUUACAUACGGCGUAGCUUCAUCUCCUUUUCUAGCUUGUCGUACAUUACAACGACUCAGUGAAGAUGAAGGAAGGUCCUAUCCGAUCGCCAAACAAAUAUUGUUAUCGGACGUUUAUGUUGAUGACGUGGUAUCAGGAUGUGACUCUUUGGAAAACGCACAAGUGGCAAAGUCACAAAUAAUAGAGCUCUUCAAUCAGGGAGGCUUCCAACUUAGGAAGUGGGUUAGUAACGACUCAGAACUCUUGCGUGAUCUUCCCGCAGAAAAUUGCUUAACCGGUUCUGUCUCUCUUGAUGAUUCAGAACCAGCAGUUUUAAAGGUUCUCGGGUUAAAAUGGGACCCAUCAUCUGACACUUUCCUUUUCGAAAUCAAAUCGUUAGACCAAAAUUGCACAAAACGAUCAAUUUUGAGUGAACUUGCGAGGAUAUUUGACCCUCUCGGUUUUUUGUCCCCGAUAACCAUUCAAGCAAAAUCUCUCAUACAGAGACUUUGGAUACUCGGUGUUGGUUGGGACCAAACUCCGCCUAACGAGAUAAUUCACGCGUGGAAUACUCAUCGAAGUCAACUCCCGCAAUUAUCACAACUUCGAGUUCCACGUAAGCUCACUCGUGAAAAUGUCAGAUCAUACGAAUUGCACGGCUUUGCAGACAGUUCCGAAAUCGCUUACGGUGCCGUCAUUUAUUUGCGCGUAACGGAGGAAGAUGGUCAGGUUCAUGUGUUUUUGGUGUGUUCGAAGGCAAGAGUGGCACCGUUGAAACGUAUAUCACUCCCUCGAUUGGAACUUUGUGCCGCUAUGCUUCUGUCGGAUCUAUAUCUAUUCGUUCGCGACACGUAUCUCACCCGUAUUUCAUUUGAUGCAGUCUAUUUCUGGUCGGAUUCAACAGUGGUUCUAUCUUGGUUGAGUUCCCCAUCCACCCGAUGGGCAACAUUUGUGGCUAAUCGCGUCAGUCAUAUCCAGGACAUUACUCCUAUUGAAUGCUGGCAUCACAUCUCAUCGGCUGAUAAUCCUGCCGAUAUCUGUUCGCGAGGGCAAUUUCCAAGUGAGAUUCUUCACAGUACAUUAUGGUGGGCGGGGCCUCGUUGGCUAUCUGAAGAUCACGACACCUGGCCUUCAAAUCGAGGGACAAUAACUCCCGAAGAAGAAUUAAUUGUAAACGCGGAAACACGCAACGCUAUUUCCUUAGUUACCGAACAUGUGCACGAUAGUGAAGUAUCUAAGGGUACCGUUAUCGAUGAGUUGCUUACUCGUCAUUCUUCGUUACAAAAAAUUAUUAAUGUUUUGACUUAUAUCAACCGCUUUAUCAACAACUCUCGUAAUCCACUUGAUGCUAAUCGCAACAAAUUUCUCAAUAACGUUGAGCGACAUAAUACGCUGAUGCAAAUCGUAAAACACGUUCAAGGCCAAGUUUUUGCUGAGGAAAUCUCAAACAUUAAAGCUAACAAACCAUUACUUAAGCCAUUUCGUAAACUGAACCCUUUCCUGGAUGAUCAGGGUAUUCUUAGGGUGGGUGGUAGGAUUUCCCGAUCAGGUUUAGGAUACGAACAAAAACAUCCUGCUUUCUUACCGUCUGACCAUCGAUUUACCGUAUUGAUUAUCGAUUUUAUCCACCGUCAUUAUUGCCAUCCUGGCAUAAACACUACACACUUCUUGUUGUUACAACAAUUUUGGAUUAUAUCUGCCAAACGCGUUAUUCGUCGCAGUUUAUCUAAAUGUUUACAAUGCUAUCGAACGAACCCUCAGCCCUUGCAACCGUUCAUGAGCGAUCUACCCUCCUAUCGAGUCAACCAAGUGAAGGCGUUUUCCGUUGUGGGCGUCGACUUUGGCGGACCGUUCCGCAUCAAACUUGGGCAACACCGUGGUGCGAAAAUUGACAAGGCAUAUUUAUGCUUAUUCGUCUGUCUAGCAACUAAAGCCGUCCAUUUGGAAGUAGUUUCAACGUUGUCAGCGGAUGGAUUCAUCGCUGCUCUCCGGCGUUUUGUUGCUCGUCGAGGAAGGUGUAGUGUUAUUCACGCUGAUCAAGGAACGAAUUUCACCGGAGCUCGGAACCAACUAUCAUCUCUUAUGCAUCAAGCUUCCAACGAAGAAAAAAUUGAUUUCAAAUUUAACCCCCCUUCUUCUCCCCACUUUGGCGGGGUGUGGGAAAUACAAAUAAAGGCAGCUAAAACUCACUUGUAUCGUGUAGUUGGCGAUCAGGUCUUGACUUUUGAGGAGCUCACAACACUUUUUAGUCAAAUCGAAGCCGUCUUAAAUUCAAGGCCGUUGUGUCCAAUUAGUUCCGAUCCUAAUGAUCUAUCGGUCUUAACACCUGGACAUUUCUUAACACUAGAACCUCUAACGGCUGUCCCCGACGAGGAUCUCACAAAUAUCAAUAAAAAUCGGCUCAGUCGGUGGCAACUGUUACAGGCGUUUCAUCAGAAUUUUUGGUCUAGAUGGAAACACGAAUAUCUAAAUUCGCUUACACAACGCGCCAAAUGGACCAAGAAUUGCCAACCGUUGCAGAUAGGGUCGAUGGUAAUCAUCAAGGAUGACAAUCGUACCCCAUUGCAAUGGUCUCUCGGUCGUGUUACAAAUCUUAUUCCUGGUCCUGAUGGAAUCAAUCGAAUCGCCAUUCUAAAAACCGCAACAAAUAAUCAAAUGCAACGACCGUUGGUCAAAUUGUGUCCCUUACCAACAGAAAAUUAAUUCAAAUCGUCCUAUAUAUCUAUGUAAAUUUUUUGUUAGUUUCUAAGAUCGUAACGUAAUCUAAUUUAGUUUCAAGUGUAAUUAAUCAUCAUAUUAGUUUAUCCUCAUUAAGGAUUAUUAUUAUUAUUAUUUAUUUAUUUUACCAGAAAAUACCAUAGGCAUUUUGGUGGGCGGAAUGUUUCGUUACCGUAACUUGAUUAUUUUAUACUUUCAAAUUUCGCGCCACUAAUGUACCAUCGACAUUACCACUUCGAAAAUAAGUGCAAUGACAGUACGCAGCACAAUUAGCUGUCAUGCGCGUCUUGCCGUCAUCUGUCACCGACGACAUCACGGUCAACUGCCAUUCGAAAAUUAUCGCUGCUACGAAAAGCAUCGCGCGCGCGUUUCGAACGAAAACCCACAUCAUUCUAGCAAGAAUCCCUGGAUCCAGGAGGAAAUUCAGCGAGUGCAAGGGGCAGAAAUAAGGUACUACCAUGGUAUAUUUUUG
Messenger RNA from Maniola jurtina (meadow brown), 6947 nucleotides. RefSeq lists its product as uncharacterized. Lineage: Eukaryota; Metazoa; Arthropoda; Insecta; Lepidoptera; Nymphalidae. The coding region runs from base 1250 to 6460 and encodes 1736 amino acids. The transcript is spliced from 3 exons. The record is from RefSeq and is a predicted model, not a curated record. Gene Ontology annotation, molecular function: nucleic acid binding; aspartic-type endopeptidase activity. Gene Ontology annotation, biological process: proteolysis; DNA integration.